UGUCUAGGAUGUACUUUUUUUAGCUUUUAGUGUUUGGCUAAUUCAAUGAGCAGUGUUAUCACUUCACUGAAAUAUGAAUUUAGUUUUUCUUAAUAUUUUCUGAUAUAUUUGUUUAACUGAAAGGUAGAUGUGAGACUAUCUUGGAUCAUGUGUUGCCUGUUUAUAGUACACUUUAAUGGAAUUUUAUAGCUAAAAUCAAGCUUAGGUAACACAGAAGUGAAAUUCUAACAAUUCCUUGAUUCCAUUAUGUAUUUUAUGUAAGUGUAGAGUAUAUACACUUAAUUUUUUUGAAAUCAAAACCAGGUAACCAGAAAUUGAGUGUCUGCAGUGCAAUGAUGUUGAAUUCUUACCCUUACAUGUUUUAUUAGAUCUAAUUUGAAUAACCUGAAAAGUGCCUAAGAAUUUGCUUGGGGAGAGUUAGUUUGGAGCAGGAUCCAAACCAGUGAGCACACUUAGCAGGAAGCCACCUAACGGUGCGCUUAACGUGCAGCUUGUAGUGGUCUUGCAAGGGUUAGGUGACAAGGGUUAGUCCCUGACAACAGGGACUACUGUAAAAAUCUCAGACCUGAUCAAAACUGUAAGAAGCAAUUUUCCCUUUAGGAUCAUCUCUUGAAGGUAAGUGCUCUUAUUCUGAUUGAGAGCCAAGUAAGUUCUGUCUUCCUUUUAAAAGCUAUUCAGUGUUAAAGUAGAUAGUUAAGAACAGUCUCUGGAGCAGGUGACUAACUCCCAAAUCUCAGUGGCCAUCUUCUAGAUUAGUUUUGAACUCUGAGCUAGUGAAUCUAUUGGGAGGGCAAAAAAAGGAGGUGAAGCUUGUGGGAUACUUUAGCUGGAAAUUAAAGUGCUCUCCAGAGACACUCAAAUGGUAUGACUUCUCAGAUGGGAAGGUUUGGACCUUAGGCUUGCUCUUUCAGGAUGAUAGCUGUAGUCACUUGGCAGUUGUAUAGGAAAGAGUGAUCCCCUUGACUGACAUGUAGAUGUGAAUAUUCUGUGUGUGUUGUGCUUUGGUCUCCUGAGAGAACUUUUGUGCAUAGGAGUGGGUGAGAAUAUCAAUGAGUGUAAACUUUUCCAUUCAUGCUUAUAGUUGCUUUAGUUAAAGACUAAACUCUUGAGUAGUCCAGGGCAGAAGAAUGCCUGUUUUCUCUUUACUGUUCCAACUUGGUUACACUCUGCAUGCUGAGUUGCUCAUUUCUGUCACUAAAAUGCCUCUGGGUGUGUUCAAAGAUGCAACUCUAGACUACUUGGGAACUUUUCAGUUCAAACAUGGGAAGUGACUUUGGCAAGGCAGUUGAGCAAGAGUUUCUCAAGAUAACAAUUUUAAACACAGGUAGGAUUUCAGUGAAAUCCUUUCCCACUAUCCUUACUUCUUUUCUAAUCUAGGCUGUGCUGAGCAGUUUAUUUUAACUGAGUAACUUCAUUGUUUUCACUGAACAUAAUCAUGUUCAACAUUUCUUGGUCUAUACUUUGCCAGCUGGAAGUAUCUAAAUUACAACAGUAUUUCUCAGACACGAAGAUAAGCAGGGUGGGAAAGGUAGGAUGGGGAAGUAAUUUCCGUUUGUUAAGUGCUGGUCUUGUUUGGCAGUGAUUAUUGCAACUAUAAAACCUUUCUUGAAGUGAAAGUUUAGACAUCUCAGAACAGUGUGUAGAAUUUAGCAGGAAGUGUAGGAGCCAUAACUUGAUUUCUGAGCACAGCAAAUCCAAAGACAGCCCAACUGUAUUUAAUUCUUACAGGCAUGAAGUUGAUUGUGUGCCUGGUUGAUUAUUAGAAGUGAUCAUUCCCACAUGUUUUACUUCUCAGCCAUUGUUUUAAUUCUCAGAAAGUUUUAGUGGUAAAAAUGGGUAAAUGUGGUUUGUAUCUGGCAACUGGAUACAUUAAUGUGUUGAUAUUUUACCAUUUAUGAACUGUAGGACCUGAGGUGGACUAAAACUGAUGUGAGUCAACUUUAUUACACUCAAAAUGAGUGUGAGCAGUGAAGGUAGCUCAUAGGUCUAUGGCUAUAUUCAAAAAGUCUAGCACAAAAAAAAAACAAAAACACCUUGCAAAAGAAUUUGUGUUUUAAACCAUUGAUGAGUCCAUAGGAUGGUUUUUGUUGGGGAUUUUUGAUUUGUUUUACUAUCUAAAAGUACAGGCAGAGCUGUAACUUCAGUUGCUAGAGCAGUUUAAUUCAGCUGCAGAACCUAUUAUCAAUGUUAAAUUAGAGCUUAAGAAGUAGGUCACUUACUACUAGGAGUUUGAUGUGUCUUACCUUUUAAUAUUGAUAUCUAACUUUUCUUGUGUUGUUUGAAAGCAAGACACAGAACAAAGCAGGUGACCUAUCUGGAGACAGUUUUCUAUCUGAGGACUUAUCCUGAAACAUCCACAGUCUCCCUUUAUGUCUGUGCAGUUGUUUUGAGGAGUUUACCUUCAACCUUAAUACAGUAAGUGGUUUUUAAGGAGGUAAGCAGCUAGCACUAGAAAUUACAUACAGGAUAUGCUUAUUAAAAAGAGUAUUUUUGAACUUAAAUAUUUGUAGAGCUUGAUUGCAAUUACAGUCGAAUCCAGGUGCUUUCAUUCGUGUGGUUUUUCAGACUGGGUUUCCUUUAAUAUUUUGACUGCUUUCCAUUUUAGUUUUCAGACUUGUAAUACAUGUUUUGAUCCUGUAAUACAAGAAUAAAAACCAACGUGGAGAAUUUCUAUACUUACGAUGCUCUCGUAAAGUUAAUGCUCCUAUCUUGCACUUGUGUUCUCUGUGGAUGGGUAAAGGCUGAUGCUCUGAGAGUCUUCCAGUGGUGUAAUCAAGCAACAUUUGCAUUUGUCUUAUGUGAAAGUUUUCCAAAUUGUUGAGAUUUAUUUUCAUGCAGUUGUUAAACCAGUGCUUCCAGCCCCAAGGAUCAAUAAGGCAUCUCUUUUUUUUUUAAUCCUGUAUUAUUUGGACUGUUGGAAAGGAAUUAAAAAGCUUUGACUGAAUUGGUUGAACUAAUUGUUAAAUCUCUAGUGUUGCUGCCAGAUGAGUUUGUGUAUCAGUCUCAUGACUAUCUGAAGAUACUCAUAGCACACAGGAGCGUUAUUUGAGUGAAUUAGCAGUGCUCUAUUUGGAGUGGAAAGGGUGAACUAUACAAGUCAAUCCUUAGAUACAGUUGUUCUUGCUAAGAUUUUGAGUAGCGUGCUAGUUUUAACACAUUGCUUGCUAUAAAUGGUAGCAACUGAAGUUAGUCUUGAUAAAUUCGCCUUUUCAAAUGUAUUAGAACAUACUUAGUGAAUGUACCUUGUAUAGAUUUGCAGUUCUAUGUUAAUUGCUCUAGUGUUUCUGCUUACUAUGAAGGUGAGUUUGACAAAUACAUUCAAGUUGAUGCUAAGUCAAGAGGAAAGAAAAGCAUUUUCUCACCUAGGAUAAUUUAAAACCAAAUCAAACUGGGAUUUUUGCAUAAAGAAUGCUGACCAUACUGUGAAUAGAUGAUUUCUUCCCUGCAUCACAUACAUCUCUGUGCCUCUGGAUAUGUAAGCAUUCUUAAUUGCUGCCCUGGAGGCUUAUUGAUACACUGGAUGUUCAGUGUUUAAAUAGAACGCACCUAGGAGUUUGUAACUGCUUGAAAGAGAGCACAAUUGUGAUAUUUAUAUCCCUCAGUAGUUAUUUGUGUGAGACAAAUUGGUUAGAAGGCAGUCCCCAGGUAAUACCAAUGCCUUUUCCUGGAGCCUUUUUCCUAAGGCAUAUUUGAAGCCUGUUAAUAAUCCUGUUCUCUGCAUUUUAGUGAAGUGAUGGCAGCUUGGGUCAGCAGUGGUGUGUGUUCCUUCACUUCUCUCCACUGCCUUUAUCCUUCCAGUAUUACUACUGACAUCCCCUUUUUAUGCAGUUGUCAUCUGCCUUCUUGUUAUUAAGGCCCAGAUUCUCAAAGAACUGAGUUUUCUAAUUCUUAGUAAAUUCAUGAGAACCAAGUUCUGAAACAAUAAUUGAAAAAGACUUCAGCAUUUUGAAGAUUUCAGCCUAUGUGUUCUCAUUGUGUGUUCCUGAUUUAGCCCUGCAGUGACAUUCAUGCACGGUAAGUAUUUGUUACCUUCAUGCUUGCUCUGUUCAUACUCAGGUGUUUAGUCUUCAGUUAUGACAGAUGGCAUUAUUAAUUAGAAUGAACCUCUCCCAUACAGGGGGAGAUUAACUAAGAUUAUGAAUCAGGUCAUACUUCCUAGUUAGAAAGCUAUUGAGAAGAAAGCUUUUUGAGAGAUUGUAAAUGGACUUCUUCAUCCCUUUUAUGUAGGGGAAAAUUGCUGCAUUACGAGAAGACACAAAAUCAUGUGAAGAAGAGGACCUUAGGCCUGCAGAUUGCAAGAUUGACAUUCAAAUGUAAGUUCCCUGAAGGAUAAAGUCCUAUGAAAUUGCAGCAAUAAUUGAAAGCAGGCGCAGCAUCCUCCUGUGUGUGGGGAGCAAUAGGAGUUGAGAUGAAUUCUCAUCAUACAACCAAGUACCAUGUGACCUCAAACGUUUCUUCAUCUGCUGUGUUGAAACAAGCAGAGGGAAGGCGCUUGGCGUUGCUACUCCCGAGUUUCAGCAGCAUGGCGCACAUAUUGAAGACACUCAACAGCUGGUUCUGGUGGGAAAAUAUCUGGAUGCCCAUCAACGUCACGUGGGCACAUUUUGUAGACCGUGAUGGACUUGUCUUUCCAAAAGCACAUCAGUUAUAUGCCACAAUUCCAUAUGCUUUUGUAUUGCUGAUUAUCCGGUUCUUCAGUGAAAGAUACAUUGCUAUACCUCUAGCAAAAGCCUUAGGUAUAAAGAAUGUAAGACGUGUGAAGCCACAGCCUAAUCCUGUUUUAGAGAGUUAUUUCCGGGAGUGCUCAAAACAUCCAUCCCAAUCAGAUAUUCAAGGCCUUGCCAAGAAGUGCAACUGUACUGUCCGCUUGGUGGAAAAGUGGUUCAGGAGACGGCGAAACCUGGAGAUCCCAACAGUGCUUCGGAAAUUCCAGGAAGCUUUCUGGCGAUUUUCAUUCUAUCUCACAUCCUCCAUUGCUGGAUUUAUAUUUCUGUAUGAUAAACCGUGGUUUUACGACAUCUGGCAGACGUGGGUUGGCUACCCAUUUCAGACCCUGCUGCCAUCCCAGUAUUGGUACUACAUGGCUGAGAUUAGUUUUUACUGGUCUCUCUUAUUUACACUGGGGAUUGACAACAGAAGGAAGGAUUUUCUGGCUCAUGUCGUUCAUCACUUGGCAGCCAUUGGGUUGAUGAGUGGCUCUUGGUGCGCUAAUUACGUGCGUCUGGGGACGCUGGUGAUGUUUGUGCACGAUACUGCAGAUUUCUGGCUUGAGGCAGCCAAAAUGUUUAAUUACGCUCACUGGGAGAAAACCUGCAAUAUGCUCUUUAUCAUCUUUUCUAUUGCAUUCUUCAUCACAAGAAUCAUCCUGUUUCCCUUCUGGAUUCUUCGUGCCACGUUGUAUCAGCCUACGUUCUACUCCACGACUCCUGUCAUAGCAUAUUUUCUGUUCAAUGGGCAGCUGUUGAUCCUCCAAGGCUUGCAUUUAUACUGGGGUUACUUAAUUCUCAAGAUUUUGAAAAGGUUCAUUUUCUUAAAGGACUUGAAAGAUGAUCGAAGUGAUGAAGAGGAGGAAGAUUCUGUUACAGAUAAUGAAGAGGAGUCCAUAAAGAAUGGCAACAAGAACAGCUGUGGGUCAAGCAAACAUCUCCUAAGCAGCAGUCACCACUAGCCCCUUUCUGCCUCACCUCCUGCAGUGAUUUCUGCUCUGGUUUUAACCCAACCUACAGGAUAGAAUUUAAGUCAAAAUUCUUAUGAGAGACUGUGAUUGAUUUAUUGUUGGCUACUGGACCUGGAAAAAAGCCCAGUCUAGAGGGAAGGGAAAAAUUGUGUAACGUGUUAAUGACCCGCUUUGAGAAUCAUUGUGAAGUGUUGGGAAAGACGUUUGGACACACUGAGUGACAGUGCUCCACAAGGUCAAAGCUCAAGAGCCUCACAUCAUUUAGUGUCCCAAUUCUAACACUGUUUUUCAAUCUGGUAUAAGAUCUGUUUCACCAAAUGGUUUAAUUCACAAAUGUUUUGUGGUAGGUAAGGAGUGUGAAUUCCAUUAGGAACCAAAAUUACUCAAUGUGGGAAAAAUUUGACAGUGGUGUACAGUGCAUUUUAGUCUUUAGUUUUCAGUUUAAACCCUCAUCAAAAUAGCUAUUUUUUGGGUUAGAUUUCAUUUCCUGAAGGCCAGUGGAAGCUAACACAAAGGAAGACAAAUUACUUGCCUCUGAAGAGCUGGCUUCACUGCAGAAAUAUAGUCUUUCUCCAAAAUAUGCUGUAUGAUAGAUGGCUCAAAAAUUGUGUUCUGAGAUUUACCUGUCAAGGAAAUCACUGUUAAAAUAGCAAAACUCAGCCUCAAUUCUCCAUUGGGCUCUGGGUUUCAUCUCUGUCAUUCUGGCCUCGUCUUAGGAGCAAGUCCACUAAGUUCUGUUUUGUGGUUCCUGUGUGUUCACUGCAUGUAUCUGGGCUCUGGGGGAGCAUGGGACUAACAGGGAAUGUCAUGUUGUCAGUGCUGUGAAUUCAUUUGAUACCAGGAUCUGUAUUUCUAUCUCUGCUCUUUCUGAAAGGCAGGAAUCACGUUGGCUAGAGCUAAAUGUGGAUGCGUGUGACUUAGGCCACAUACCGUUGUUUGUGCUGUAAGAAGUGUCAUGAUUGAAGGAACAGUGGAUGUUUCAUCAGCUUCUCUUACCAAAAGUGCCUCUGUCUUAUGUUUGCACUUUUGUUCUAAGGCUAGCGCAGAGUGAAGCAGCUUUUUUAGUCCUGGGGCUUUCCAAGGAGAGCCUUGGGCCUUUUAAAUAGGGUGGUGCCAGUCUCAUUUCCAGAUGCAUUAGCUCACAAAGUUGUAAGUGAUUUGUGUCAUGAGUUUUAGAGGUGAGAGGCUCUCUAUGUGGUUCUACAGUAGCUGAGAUCAUCUGGUGAACUAAAUCCAGUAGCUUGAUAGAGACCAGGGGACCACUGCUGCAACAGCCUUAAUGCUGAGCUUUUGGUUUGGAAAGGUUCUUUUCCCCUUACAGCUGCUCAGGCAGGAGCUUGGUGACCUAUGGGAAGCACCAUAUGACUGACUUGUUUUCUCAAGAUUUCCUUGGCAAAGAGGGAUAAAGUUCAGUGAAAGAAUGGGAAAUGUUUGGCAUCUCAGAUAUGAAGAGUGAAGUUUGUUCCGUGCAGUUACAAGGAGCUAUAGGAGUACUUCAUUACAGAGGCUGGCGAUGUGAAAGUAUCUUCAUACGGUCUGGUCAACUAGGCCGUCUUUAAUUUUGUACUUAUAUUUUGCACCAUGUAAUAUGUUUAUGUUUCACCACAAAGAGAACUUACUGAGAAAGGAGAAUGGCCUCCAGCUUCUGAGAAGGAUGGAAAUGUGCAGUAGUGGAAUGGAACUCCUGUGGUUAAGAAGGGCUUCUUGGGCUGAGCAGGCAGAAUUCCCUUGGUAGCUCUUGUAUAGCAGUGUGCUUCCUUACAUAGCUGUGGAGAAUACCUUAAAUACUGCAGUGUGGUUUUAUUGGAAGUGUAAGUACUUAUUACAUCAUCUAAAGCAACUGGUGAGUUUGGCAGGGUCACAGUUGCUUAUCAGGGCCUGUUUAUUGCCUACAUGAAAAGAACUGGCCUUUCCUGACAAAACGUAGAAACCCGACAUCUCGGAGGCUUUACACUCCCUUUGAGAGCAGUGGAGACAGCGAUGCUUUCUUCAAGACAUAACAGGGGUUUGAGAGGUGGCCAGGGUAUUAUCAUUUCAUUUUGGUGCCAAAAAAACGUUCCUGCUAUGAGUAGGAAGGGAAUUCGGGAAAGGAAACAUGAAGAAUGAAGUUGUCACAGGAGUGAGCCUCUGAACAACUACUGAGUUUUACACUAGAAUUUAUAGUCUGGUUCAGGGCAAAUCUUGCCCUUCCUACUCGGACAAGUCUCCCACUGAAGCCAAUUAACUCCACUGGAGUCUUGCCUAGGAAAAAUUUUGGACUGCAGUUAUCCAGCUUAAUUACAAGACCUGUUGUUUUAAAUCGAUGUGAAACUAGGAUCUUAGAGGAAGAGUAAAAGGUAGAUAAAGACAUUCAAACAUCAAGUAUUGAGGCAAAGUUUUGGUGAAUACAGAGGAAAAUAUCCUGAAGGUGAAGGUUGAGUCUAAGCACAGUAAAAAACCAAAUAACUACAUCACACUGCAGUUAGGGUCAUGGGACCUCCUGGGGGUUACUGUGAAGCCCAUCUGAAGUGAUGAGACAUGAAAACUCUGAAUGUAAACCACUAGGCACUGGGCAUGAAUACCCACAGCAUGGAAAGAAGUGGAAACAGACUGUCCCAGUUGGACUGGACACAUGAGAUUUGUCAUUCCGGAUGUUACAUGUGUUUCAUCUUCUACUACUCAUGGUUAGAAACUCAGAAACAAGAAGCUGAGGUCGUGGGGAACAUGAUUCAUGCUAAAUAAAUUGAUGUCAUGGUGCUUCCAUAUUUUCACUCUAUUCAAUGCUCUUAACUUUUUAUUGCUACUGUGUAAAGAGUCUCCAAAUGGAAGUGCAGCACAGUUGGAGGUAAUGUGUGUGAGCACAGGUGCUAGACUACAUUACUUUUACCCUUUGAUGGUAAAAGUGGGUCCUGGUUUAAUGCUUUGAUGCUGUCUGGUUCUGCUGUGUCACUUUGACCAUGCCAAAAUACUUAUGGUUGAAUUAAGGACUGAAAAUGAAAUCUUAGUCCAUUGGACUCAUCGGAAUCUCUUCUGUUGCUUUUAAUCCUCUGAGUUUUGGUCAGGUUCUCCUGUUCAUGUACCCCAUGCUGCCUCUGUACCUUUUUACUACAUAGAUUUACCAAUCUACUUGGAUUUGAUUUACAGAGCUCCUUUACUCCACAGAACUCAUUUUGUCAAUGUGUAUUACUCAGGAUAAUUACCUUUAUUUGUUCUUAA
Molecule: messenger RNA, 8872 nt
Organism: Pezoporus occidentalis (night parrot)
Lineage: Eukaryota; Metazoa; Chordata; Aves; Psittaciformes; Psittacidae
Gene: CERS3
Product: ceramide synthase 3
Exons: 13
Coding region: 4409-5668 (419 amino acids)
Biological process (GO): ceramide biosynthetic process
Cellular component (GO): membrane
Molecular function (GO): sphingosine N-acyltransferase activity; DNA binding
Source: RefSeq, a predicted model, not a curated record